Messenger RNA from Paramecium sonneborni, 684 nucleotides. The record is from the annotation of a GenBank genome assembly. NCBI's taxonomy places the organism in Eukaryota, Ciliophora, Oligohymenophorea, Peniculida, Parameciidae.
AUGAGCUCUGAUUAUGAAAGCGAUUCCGAACAUCUAGAGUUUGUCUCAAACUUUUUUAAUCUCAUUUAAGCUAUUAAUAAUUGUAUUCUUUAUUAAUCAUUUCAAAGAUUGGAAACUUAAGGCAUAGCGAAAUAGAACUGCUAAAUUCAUAAAAAAUACCAAAGCGCGAAGAAGUAAUAAUUGUAAAACUAUUUAUUUUUAGAAGCUGGAUAAAUAAAUUUUAAAAUGCCAUAAAGCCUUGAUUAAAAUUUAUCAGAAAUAGUUUCCUUUAAUAAAAACUAAGCAGAGAAAUUAGUUAAGCCAAUGAGAAAUUAAACAAAAAAUUUAGAGAAUUCAUAAGUUGAGCCUUUCAUUUGCAACGUUCAUUAAAUACUAAGGUAAAUAACCUAUGAAUUAAUUAAGAGAUAUCAUGUUGAAAUAAUAGAUCUUAAGGAAUAUUUAAAAAUAAGUUUAUUUGAAUUUAAUUGAUUAACACAAUAAAAAGCCAUCUAAUUUGUAACUUAGAACAAGCUGUUUACAUGUGUAAAUUAAGUUAAUAUUAUCCUUUCUAGAUAUUUGGCAGAAAAAAUUUAUGCUGAUAAAAUAAAAGAUGUUGCAAUUAAUAAAACUACUCAUGAAACUCCAAAAAUUGUAAUCCCCUUAUUGAAAAAUAUAAUACAAACUAGAAAAGGAAGCAUGGAUUGA